AGCUCUGCCAAAUUGAGUGCUCUGAUGUGACUUUUUCAUCAAGUCAAUGUUCCUGGGAUCUCUUGUACAUGAUAAUCUCACUCUUGUAAGGUUUCAUCGUUUCUGCUUACCCUACUUUUCUUUCCCAUCCUGAUCCCUCUCCCACCAGACCGGACUCUGAAACGGGCAUGUACAGAGAAGAGGAGACCCCAAUACGCUUCAAGCUUUGAGCGGAGAGGACACAGCCUCUGCUGGGACAGGGAACAGAGGGAUGCGGAGACCCUGAAGAUGCUUUUGGACAGUGGUCUGAGGUUGGGACAGUGGCAGGAGAUACCAUUCACCCAGGAUCUCCAGGACAAGAGAUCAGCCUGGCAGUUACAUGUGUUUUUGUUCAAACUAGUUGCCAGGUUGGCAUGAACGAUGACAUCAGAGAUUCCGACCUUCCUGAUUGGAGGGACCGGACUCUGUCGGCACCUGGCAGUUCAGUUGGACAACAGUAACUUCUCAGAGCUGUUCUCCACUCCUGACUUCUCCCAGCCUCGAGAAUUGAUAACACACUCUUCUGGAUCCCAGCAGUGUCCAGAAGAAGACCAAGGACAGAACAGAGACUAGGUUCGGUGAGAUGGGACAGAUUUUGGGAAAGAUCAUGAUGAGCCAUCAACCGCAGCCCCAGGAAGAGCAGAGCCCCCAGCGGAGCACCUCAGGGUACCCCCUCCAGGAGGUGGUGGAUGAUGAAGUGUCGGGACCAUCAGCCCCUGGGGUAGAUCCCAGCCCCCCACGUAGGUCCCUUGGCUGGAAAAGGAAGAGGGAGUGUUUGGAUGAAUCUGACGAUGAGCCAGAGCAGGAGCUCGCCCCUGAGCCUGAGGAGACCUGGGUGGCGGAGACGCUGUGUGGCCUCAAGAUGAAGGCGAAGCGACGGCGAGUGUCGCUCGUGCUCCCUGAGUACUACGAGGCCUUCAACAGGCUGCUUGAGGAUCCUGUCAUUAAAAGAUUCCUGGCCUGGGACAAAGAUCUGAGGGUGUCGGACAAGUAUCUCCUGGCUAUGGUCAUAGCGUAUUUCAGCCGGGCCGGCCUCCCCUCCUGGCAAUACCAACGCAUUCAUUUCUUCCUGGCUCUCUAUCUGGCCAAUGACAUGGAGGAGGACGACGAGGCCCCCAAACAAAAGAUCUUCUACUUCCUGUACGGGAAGACCCGCUCUCGCAUACCCUUGCUCCCUAAGCUUUGGUUCCAGUUAUGCCGUUACAUGAACCCGAGGGCCAGGAAGAACUGCUCUCAGAUAGCCUUGUUCCAGAAGCGUCGGUUCCAGUUCUUCUGUUCCAUGCGCUGCAGGGCUUGGGUUUCCCCGGAGGAGUUGGAGGAGAUCCAGGCUUAUGACCCAGAGCACUGGGUGUGGGCGCGAGAUCGCGCCCACCUUUCCUAGAGCUCCAGGGACCGUGGAGGCCUGAGGUCAUCGGCCUGAGAGAAGGUACAUCUGCAUCCUCCGGGGUAAAGGCAGAAUAUUGGGGUCUAUUUCGGAAAUCCAAGGAACCCAAUUGCUUGAUCUGGCUUCAAGCCUGGGCAACGUGGCGAGAUAUCCCCUCUCCACAAAAAUACAAAAAUUAGCCAGGCGAUGUGGGAGGCAUCUCUACUCCCAACUACUCAGGAGGCUGAGGCAGGAGGAUCGCUGGAGCCUGGGAGGUCGGGGCUGCAGGGAGCCCUGAUCCUGCCACUGCGCUCCAGCCGGGGCGACAGAGUGAGACCCUGCCUCAAAAAUAAUCAUAAAUACUGAGUUCGGGGAGGUUCAUUAUGAUUGACGCACUUGAGUUACCGAUUUGGGUCGAGGGUUCAGUGAAGCUUUGGUUUACAUCUUGUGCAGCUAACCAUGUUGAGCACAGAGCAUGAGACUUUGUCAUGAGGAGGUAGGAUUAUGGAUUAGGCAUCUGGACUCGUGGUUUGUGAUGCUGUCACAUUAGAAACAGAUCUAGCACGGUUACAAGUUUAGAUCUGAAGUGACACAAAAGGCCCCAGCUGUGAUGAAGUCCAAAGCCACAUUCUCUGAGGGUGCCCUACUCCCUGGGAAGACCCACCCAAAGUCCUUGCUAUGAAGCAGAGCACUGGGGCUGACCUUGGGUGUAUUAAGUUUUGGAGUCAGGGUCACCAAAGCGUGAGUUUCACGGUUCAACACGAUGGUUCAGAAGCAGGGUAUAGAAUGAAAGGCAGGAGAUAAAAUUGCACUUCUCAAUUGCUCUGAACUCUAGCUAGACUUGACAUGGGACGUGAAUAACCUUCCUGUCUAGAGAGCUGCCUCCUUGAGGUGUGACAUUGUCUCUCUCACUUCCAGAACACCGGACCCAGGGGA
This is a messenger RNA of Pan troglodytes (chimpanzee), 2317 nucleotides long. Its product is annotated as speedy protein E12-like. The transcript is spliced from 6 exons. Gene Ontology annotation, biological process: positive regulation of cyclin-dependent protein serine/threonine kinase activity. The record is from RefSeq and is a predicted model, not a curated record. Gene Ontology annotation, molecular function: protein kinase binding. Lineage: Eukaryota; Metazoa; Chordata; Mammalia; Primates; Hominidae. Bases 602 to 1399 code for a protein of 265 amino acids.